AUGAUUACAAAACGAGCACUGAAACAAGUAGUGAUAGUAGGAGUGUUUGCACUGGCUCAUUUGCAGAAUGUCAAAUGCACUGUGCUAUCAGAAGAAGAUGCAGUAAACAUAAAAGACUACUGGAGCGAUAGAAUAACUUAUAUGGAAAAAGAAGUUCAAAUCCGCAGAGACUUUCUUAGUAAGGCCGAGUGUUUUAGAUGCAACGAAAUACCAUCUGAUGCUCUUAGCAAAUACCUGAAAGAAGGAAACGAUAGUCUAUCUAGCAUAGAGACAAAACUGCUAGAUUUUAAUGAAAGUGCAAAGGAUAUAGUAGAAAAAACAGAAAAACUGGUAGAUUUAGAAAGUUUAGAAGAAGCUGGUGAACAGAAAAUGAAUGUGCAUGAAAUGCACUCGUUUAGGACAGACAGAGAAGAGGAGUAUGCCAUCUUGCAGCAGUCUCUUCCAUCCGCCCUUUUUAAGACUGAUUUGCUGAACAGCGAAAUAAAAAGGUUUGAUUCAAGUAUAUUAGGAUUAAUAGAGGAAUACAGCAAAAUGAAAAACACCCCCAUCAAAAUACAUGAAAUGGCGCUGUUUAGGCUGGCAAAGACGGGCAGACCUUUUGCUGUAGAUAUGGUAUACUCUCUCUUUAAGGUAGAGCCAUUUAAACGAGGCGCUGAUGUAAAAAAGACAGUGAAAUACAUAAAGGAAAAAAUGAGCAACUAUAUUCCCGGCAUGGAUCUCACACGCUACAUGUAUGCCAUAAAGAACGACAUAAAAAAAGACGAAGUAGACCUACUGGCGCUGGCUGAUAAGCACUUCCACACGCUAUUUGGAAGAUAUGGAGCUGAUGCGGCGGAUAUAGACGUCUAUCUUGACCUGCUAAAAGAAAAACUGUCUGAAGAGGAAAUAGACCAGUACGUUAAUAUUGUGCCAGGGCAGAUCAUGAAAAUAAUAAUGGUAGAGCGUGCAAUGAAUGGAAGCAUCAUGGACCACAGAAAGAACACGUUAUUCUCUAGCCUUGGAAAAGUAAUAGCAAACAUAGGAAAGCCAAAGCACAGCACCACAGAUAUCCACAGAGAGAUCAGAGCUGCAAGAGACAGACAGGAUAAAAUUCUUGAUGCUCUGCACAUUCUGUGGAGUGACUGUAGGCUUCAAACAGAUGCACAGGAAAAAACUAAACAUUUCUGCAAACAGAGCUGCAUAAGCCUUGCCAACCUGGAGGCUUUACAGAAAAGUUUCUUGUCUGUUAAAUGGAUGUAUACGCUGGACAUGCUCACCCCAACAGCAGAAGAGACCACCAGUGACCAAAUGCUUUUCAAAAAAGAGCACUUUGACAUGUCGUACACCCACCCGAUGUGCUACAUUUAUCUGCGGUGUGAAAGCAUCAGCUACUUGGCAAGGACAGACCUUAAAUCCAACAGAAAUCCCUUCACGAGCAGAGAUUCAAAUGGGAUUGCGCUUAGACUGUACAAAAUAAGCAAAAAAAACAGAGGUUUAGAACGAGCUAAGAACAUGAAAGAUUGCAUCAGAGCAUGGUCUUUGGGCAGGGUUGAAGUGAUUAGGAGAGAAGAAGACGGCCAAAGGUAUUCGGACAUGGCCAAUGAAUUUAAGAAGCACUUGGAAAAAUCACCGUAUGGGUGUAGAGUAGAAAUGAGUAAAGAAAAAGCCGAAGCUGCAGCCAAUGAAAGCAACCCAUUGCAGAAAAUUCGCAUGGAAGUUGUCGAAAAUGGGUUUGUGCUAGUUAAUUAG
Molecule: messenger RNA, 1728 nt
Organism: Nematocida minor
Lineage: Eukaryota; Fungi; Microsporidia
Exons: 1
Coding region: 1-1728 (575 amino acids)
Source: RefSeq, a predicted model, not a curated record